Molecule: messenger RNA, 1058 nt
Organism: Arachis ipaensis
Lineage: Eukaryota; Viridiplantae; Streptophyta; Magnoliopsida; Fabales; Fabaceae
Source: RefSeq, a predicted model, not a curated record
AUGGGGCGGGUAGGGGCGGAUUUUUGCCCUACUCGACCCCGCCCCGCCGUCCUGUUAUGCAUAUACUACCCGCCCCAUCACUACCCGCGGGUAGUAAAUUACAGAACCCGAACCCGCCCCUGCGGGUACCCGCCCGCCCCGCCCCGCCCUACAAUAACCCGCAUCGAACUCGCCCCGCUUCUACCCGCAGGAAACGGCUUUGCUCGAGGAGGAAGUUGCCAUCCAGGAUGGCGGAGCAGCAGCGGAGGGGUUGAAUCUCCCAUCGCAGCAAGUGGCGCUGGCGAAGCUGCAGUUCUACAUCGAGGGCUGGAUCCUGAGCGGCGAGAAAAAUUGGUCUUGGCUUUUGGUCCCCAGAGUGUUCUUGCGGCGGCGUCCUCGGCGGAAUCGAAGGUUCCGAGCCAAACCCUUGCUUUCUUCAACGAGUCUCUGAUUUCGGCGGCGAAUCUUCCCCACGGUCUCUUCCUCGCGCCGCGGUAUCUAACUUCCUUCAAUACUGGCAUCGGCCCUAAUUCGUUUACCUCCGCCGUGGGUUUCAGAGCCGCAACUCCUCUGCCUCUUCCCAUGGCGAUGGCUUUGUUUUCAAUAUAAAAAAGAAUAAUUUGGUGAUGUUUUAAGGAACAGAGCGGAACUCAGAUUGGGAAACGAUGAAAAGAAUCAAGCUUUGAAAUCAAAUAAGCAUUUCAAUGUGUGAAAUUUUGAUGGGUCAUUCACACUGAUUUUCAAAAAAGAAAGAAAGAGAAAAAAAGAAAAGCAACACAUUCUUCUUCUUCUUCUUUUUUGAAUCUUUGUCUUUGUUGUUGAGUGUGGUGUGGAGGGUGCGCAUGGAGAGGGGAGUAGAGUGUGUUAGGGUAAGCGAGGGAGUGGAAAGGGAUGGGGAUAGGGCAAGGAGAGGAGGGGCAGCGUAGGUGGUGGUGGAAGAGGGAGUCAGUGGAAAUAUGUCCUGUUUUGAAACGACAUCAUUUUGGGGUGGGAGGACUAAUAUGUCCUGUUUUGAAAAGCUACACGUUUUGGUGUGAGAAGACUAAUAUGUCCUGUUUUAAAAAGUUACAUGCCAUGUG